AUGAGAUCCCAGGAGGUGUAUCUCCUUUUCCUCCUCCUGCGCCUGACAGCUGCCAUUCUGGACAUUACUCUGGUCGCCAAUGUGCAAAGUCCGUCUCACACCAGUUUCUACCUCUCCUGUGUGAUGGGCGAGCGAGCUGUGAGCUACCUCCAGAUCGAGAGGGACAAUAAAAUAGUGAUGACUCAUCCCAACACAAAGUUCCAGAACUACAGGAAUCGCAGCAAUGAGGUCCAAGCCAGAGGCUUUUCGGUGGCGGAUCUGGUGGGGAUUUUAUACUGCCUGGGGAAGACCCCGAUGGAGCAGGCCAGGGUGGUCUACGUGCAUAACGGCCGGAAUGCCCACCUGGUCCCACUGAAAGUCACCCAGACUGUGAGCAUUGCGGACUCGGCCACCUUCUCUGCCAAAGUCCUUCACAAGAAGAACACAGAUGUCUUGUGGAAAAGAAAUGGUACCUACUACCAGACAACGGACCGGGGUGAAGUGAAUGGGACGCUGUUCACCUUAACCCUACCGGAUGUGGGUCUGAGUGAGAAUGGGGUGUACAGUGCCGCAUUCAUUGGGGACAGUCCCCUGACAAGUGCCUUUUACAGGCUGAUUGUGAGAGGGUGUCCAGCGAAGAAGUGGGGCCCCUCUUGUGAGAAGGACUGUCCUGACUGCCUGAAUGGAGGCAUCUGCCACGACAGUGUUGGGGAGUGCAUCUGCCCCCCAGGUUUCAUGGGCACGCGCUGUGAGAAAGCCUGUAGGGAAGGGAGGUUUGGCCGUAACUGCCAGGAACAGUGCAACAAUGACCAGGGCUGCAAGGGGCUAAGCUUCUGCCUGCCAGAUCCAUACGGCUGUUCCUGCGCUUCUGGAUGGAGUGGCUUACAGUGCAGCACAGCCUGCCCUCUUGGACGCUACGGCGCAGACUGUGCCCUGGAGUGUCACUGCCAAAAUGGAGGCACCUGCAACCGCUUCAGUGGCUGUGUUUGCCCAUCAGGGUGUCAUGGGGAGCGCUGCGAGAAAUCAGAUCGGAGUCCCCAGAUCAUCAACUUGGCCGCAGAGCUGGAAUUUAACCUGGGUUCCCAGCCUGUGAUCAGCUGUAUGGCUACGGGCAACCCGCCCCCAGUGCGAGACAGCAUCGAGCUGCGCAAGGCUGAUGGGACAGUGCUCACGUCGAUUAAAGCCAUCAUGGAAACAGACAAAACCACCUCUGAGUUCCUGGUGCCAAUGCUCACCGAGGCGGACACGGGCCUCUGGGAGUGCAGAGUUUCCACCAGCGGGGGACAGGACAGCAGGAGAGUCAACGUCAAUGUCAAAGUCCCUCCAGUGCCACUGAGGCCUCCCCGGCUGCUGGCCAAGCAGAGUCGGCAGCUUGUGGUUUCCCCAGUGGAUGGAUUCUCUGGUGACGGCCCAGUCACCUCCAUCAAACUGCUCUACAAGCCCAAGGACAACACCUCACCUUGGUCAUCCAUUGUGGUUGACAACAGUGAAAACAUCACACUCAUGAACCUACGGCCAGUCACGGCCUACCUGGUCCAGGUGCAGCUGAGUCGCCCUGGUGACAAAGGGGAAGGUGCCAUGGGACCGCAGGCGGUCAUGGUGACAGAGUGUCAAGAACCCACAGCCAAGCCUGUGAUCGAAGGCUGGUCCGUAGAGGGGAAGAACACGCUUCAUGUUAAUUGGAACUUGCCAAAUAACUACGAGCCAGCAAAUGGGUUCGUUGUACGUCUCUUGGACUCAGCAAAAGUGCUUGUCCGUGAGAUGAAUAUAACCUCCAUGUUUGUGCACUCUGCCCGCAUCCCUAACCUGGAGUUCAACAAGGAGUAUGGCCUGGAAGUGUCGGUCUAUCACUGCACCAGCCUGGGCCCUCCAUCUGACCUCUACAAGGUCAUGAUCAACAGCAAAGGCCCCUCCUCCCCCAGGUCUCUCCACGCAGAGCCCCUCACGGACACUAUCGUCAAACUCACCUGGCAGGCCCCUGAGUAUCCCAACGGGGGUGUCAGUAAGUACAUUGUGGAGCUGCAGCAGCUGGGUGGGGCCAGUGAGCCACAGUGGGUUGACACGGACAGCGGUGGGGAGACCACGAAGACCAUCCCGGGCCUCAACGCCAGCACAUGCUACCAGUUCCGGGUCCGAGCGAACUCCCAUGUGCCUGGGGAGUGGAGUGAGCCUGUGAAGGCGGAGACCCUGGGGGACGGUGCCUUGAGUGAGGUGCCCAGACUGAAAAGCCAGGACAUGCAGCCCUCGGGAAUAGACCAGCAGCUGCUCAUGGCCAUCAUUGGCUCCGUGUCCGUCACCUGCCUCACCAUCCUUUUUGCCCUCUUGGCACUUUUCCUUAUUAAGAAGAAUUUUUUUCACCGGCGCCGGACCUUCACCUACCAGUCUGGCUCAGGGGAAGAGACCAUCCUGCAGUUCAACUCAGGGACCCUGACCCUGACUCGCCGGCCAAAGCCCCAGCCUGAGCCCCUCAGCUACCCCAUCCUGGAGUGGGAGGACAUCAAAUUUGAGGAUAUGAUUGGAGAGGGGAACUUCGGGCAGGUCAUCAGGGCAAUGAUCAAAAAGGACGGCCUGAAAAUGAAUGCAGCCAUCAAGAUGCUGAAAGAGUUUGCCUCAGAGAACGACCACCGGGACUUUGCGGGGGAGCUAGAGGUGCUGUGCAAACUGGGACACCACCCCAAUAUCAUCAACCUGCUGGGGGCCUGUGAGAACAAAGGCUACCUGUACAUUGCUAUUGAGUAUGCUCCCUAUGGGAACCUGCUCGAUUUCCUCCGGAAAAGCCGAGUCCUAGAGACUGACCCGGCCUUCGCGAAGGAGCAUGGGACGGCAUCUACCCUCACGUCCCAGCAGCUCCUCCAGUUUGCUUCCGACGUGGCCAAGGGAAUGCAGUAUCUAAGCGAGAAGCAGUUCAUUCACAGGGACCUGGCAGCCAGGAACAUUCUGGUGGGGGAGAACCUGGCUUCCAAGAUCGCCGACUUUGGCCUUUCCCGAGGGGAGGAGGUCUAUGUGAAGAAAACCAUGGGCCGCCUGCCAGUUCGCUGGAUGGCCAUCGAGUCACUGAACUACAGCGUGUAUACCACCAAGAGCGACGUGUGGUCCUUUGGGGUGCUGUUGUGGGAGAUUGUCAGCUUGGGAGGAACUCCUUACUGCGGGAUGACGUGUGCCGAGCUCUACGAGAAACUGCCGCAGGGAUAUCGUAUGGAGAAGCCCCGCAAUUGUGAUGAUGAGGUGUAUGAGCUGAUGAAGCAGUGCUGGCGAGACCGCCCCUACGAGCGCCCGCCCUUCGCUCAGAUCUCCAUGCAACUUAUCCGGAUGCUGGAGGCCAGGAAGGCCUAUGUGAACAUGGCCUUAUUCGAGAACUUCACGUACGCCGGCAUCGACGCCACAGCGGAGGAGGCCUGA
This is a messenger RNA of Emys orbicularis (European pond turtle), 3378 nucleotides long. RefSeq names its product tyrosine kinase with immunoglobulin like and EGF like domains 1 (gene TIE1). Gene Ontology annotation, molecular function: ATP binding; transmembrane receptor protein tyrosine kinase activity; protein binding. Gene Ontology annotation, cellular component: plasma membrane; signaling receptor complex. Gene Ontology annotation, biological process: protein phosphorylation; positive regulation of angiogenesis; cell surface receptor protein tyrosine kinase signaling pathway. Bases 1 to 3378 code for a protein of 1125 amino acids. NCBI's taxonomy places the organism in Eukaryota, Metazoa, Chordata, Testudines, Emydidae. The transcript has 23 exons. The record is from RefSeq and is a predicted model, not a curated record.